GGUUAUGUGUGGUAGUCUUCAACAUUGUGGAACCAGGAAAUACACAGGCAUGAAUUUGUGAACGCCAACACUACUUUUUUCUUUUUUUCUUUUUUUUCUCUUUUUUUUCUUUUUUUUUUGCAAGAGCCAUCCAUUCCGCCUCUGGUAGGCUACGAUCAUAAUAAAAACGUCACCCUCCGCUCGGAUCGGGCUGCCUCCAGCCAAGCUAAGUGCGCAGCUUUAAUUGUGGGCUACAACAACAAGCCCAGCAUGCUGACGGGCGGCCGAGGGCUCCUCGGAUCCCCUUUCUCCCCGCGUCAUACACGUAGCAAACGCAUCGCCUUCGUCGCCCUGGGUCUGGGAGAGGACUUCAUCGCGUCGCGGGCCAUAUAGGCGCAACGAACAGGACGUAGGACGAGCGGAUAUUCAGUUUCGUAGACUAAAAGAAAUAGAAGUUGUCAACAGAGUUUUGACUUCCUUGGCUUGCAGGAAUGCACCCUGCAUCUCAGUGGCAGUCAGUGGGUUUGCCAGUUAUCCCAGUAGUUCUACAGAGCCAUGGAGGAAACAGCAAGUCCAACACCAUGUCCCAACCCCUUACCACCAGUACCAAGGCCUCAGCCUUCCUCCUACGCCCCCUCCCGCAGCCUGCUGGAGUGGAGGAGGAGGGUCAAGUCUGAAUACAUGCGUCUUCGUCAGUUAAAACGCCUCAAAAAAGCUGAGGAGGUCAAGGCCCUCUUUAUGUCCAACAGACAGAAGAUUGAACAACAGACAAAUCUCCUGAAUGCUGAUUGGUCCAAGCUCCGGAUUCAGCCUAUUCCUCUAUCAACACCUAGUGGAGCUCUGCCCAACAAGAAGAUGUGUAUUGUGGAGUUCGGCUUCCCAGCAUUCAAAGCGCAGAGCAUUGCUAUGCGGCCUCUCACAACCAUGGCAGGAAUUCCCUUCAUGUACUCCUGGUCGCCGCUGCAGCAUAAUUUUAUGGUGGAGGAUGAGACGUUCCUCCAUAACAUCCCUUACAUGGGAGAUGAGGUGCUCGAGCAGGACGAGGCCUUCCUAGAGGAGCUCAUCGACAACUACGAUGGCGUCCAUGGAGACAGAGAGGGAGGUUUUAUCAAUGACGAGAUCUUUAAAGAGCUAGUGGAGGCCCUGAGCCAGUACUCCGACCAUGAGGAGGAAGAGGAGGAGGAGGACAUAGAGGUGGCGCCGGCGGCGGUGGCGGAGGAAGCAGGGAAGAAAGAGGAGGAGAGACCGAUGAAGUGGAGCUCAGGGGACCUAGCGGAGGAGACCAAAGCAGGGGAGACCAAAGCAGGGCCCGUGACCUUCUUCAGGAGGAAGAGGAGGAGUCUUACUGAGGCGAAGGAUUUGUCCGGCACUAAGAAGAUACCGCAUGACAAGAUAUUUACAGCCAUCGCCUCAAUGUUCCCCUACAAGGGCACCAUGGAGGAGCUUAAGGAAAAAUACAAGGACCUCCUUGAGCCCCCCAGCCCAGUGAAGCUGCCGCCGCUCUGCACUCCCAACAUGGACGGGCCCUUUGCCAAGUCCGUGCAGCGAGAGCAGUCCCUCCACUCCUUCCACACGCUCUUCUGCAGACGUUGCUUCAAAUACGACUGCUUCCUCCACCCUUUCCAUGCUACGCCCAAUGUUUACAAGAGGAAGAGUAAAGAGAUCCGCAUGGAAACUGAGCCGUGUGGCGUGGACUGCUUCCUGCUGCAGAAAGGGGCGAAAGAGUUUGCAGAUCAGAACAUGCAGCGGGCCCAGAAGUCUCGGCGGCGGCGGAGACAGCCCCGACCGCAGACCUCAAGCUGUCCCGGCCCGUCCGGGUCUACUGAGGAGAGCAAGGAGGCCGACAGUGACCAUGAAACCACCUCCUCCUCAGAGGGGAACUCACGCUGUCAAACUCCCACCAAACUGCGUCCAGGGGAGGAAGACAGGGACCAGCAGGCUGAGUGUGUAGUCCAGUGGACGGGGGCGGAGCAGUCUCUGUUCAGGGUGUUGCAUGGUACCUACUACAACAACUUCUGUUCCAUCGCCCGGCUCAUUGGUACCAAGAACUGCAAACAGGUGUACGAGUUUGCCGUGAAAGAGGUCCUGAUCCAUCGUGUCCCUCUAGAAGAUGGAGGCAUCUCUCCCCAGAAGAAGAAGAGGAAACACAGGUUAUGGGCGAAGAUUCAGCUAAAGAAAGACAACUCGUCCAGUCAGGUGUACAACUACCAGCCGUGCGACCACCCCGACCAGCCGUGCGACAGCUCCUGCCCGUGUGUGAUGACCCAGAACUUCUGUGAGAAGUUCUGCCAGUGUGAGCACGAGUGUCAGAACAGGUUCCCGGGCUGCAGGUGUAAGACACAGUGCAACACUAAGCAGUGUCCCUGCUACCUGGCGGUGAGGGAGUGUGACCCGGAUCUGUGUAUGACCUGUGGGGCGGCCGACCACUGGGACAGCAAGGUGGUCUCCUGCAAGAACUGCAGCAUCCAGAGGGGCCUGAAAAAGCACCUGUUGUUAGCGCCCUCGGAUGUAGCCGGCUGGGGCACCUUCAUUAAAGAGCCUGUUCAGAAGAAUGAGUUCAUCUCAGAGUACUGUGGAGAGCUGAUAUCCCAAGAUGAGGCCGACAGACGUGGCAGGAUCUAUGACAAAUACAUGUCAAGCUUCCUUUUCAACUUGAACAAUGAUUUUGUGGUGGACGCCACACGGAAGGGGAACAAAAUCCGCUUUGCCAAUCAUUCGGUUAAUCCGAACUGCUACGCAAAGGUGGUGAUGGUGAACGGAGACCACCGCAUUGGGAUUUUUGCCAAACGUGCCAUCCUGCAAGGGGAGGAGCUCUUCUUUGACUACAGAUACAGCCAAGCCGAUGCCCUGAAAUAUGUGGGGAUAGAGAGGGAGGUAGACGUGACUUAGCUUCAUCUGCUGCGUUUCCACAACACCCCAUCAACUCCUGCACCAACCCGCGAAAGCUUCUGCCCCCCCCUCCCCCUUUUUAACCGACAGCAUCACAUCCAGCCAAUGCUUGUCCCAUCAGCAGUCACUGACUUGGUCCUUUUUGUUUCCUGACAUAGAGCCCCUACCUGACUCCGGCGGGUCUCUUCUCACCCUGCCAGCAUCAUAACACCUCAUUGGACGACAACACAUCCUCCUCACAGCGUGCUCUCUCUACACCAUCCCUCUGAACCACUCACACUGCAUACAGCAAGUUUAUGAACCUGAAAACUUUAGAAAUGGCAAUAAUACUUACUAAUACUCAGUAUAACACAACACACCAACAGUAUCUUAUACUGAGUUUCUGUUUUUUUGGGGGGGUUGGUCAAAGCAAAGAGGCUGUGGUAACACGCCAUGCUGUUUGUUACACUCGUGGGUUUUUUUUUUUUUUUUUUUUACUCUAUACUUAUAGCUGGGCUUUUGUUCAACCUCUCAAUAUGUAAUGCGCGCUUUUACAUUUUACCUUAUGAUAACAGUGGAAUACAGUGCAUGUGUUGUCUCUUGGAUAAAACGAACCAGUUAACAUUUUAGCCAGAGUUUUAGCUGUAGUCACAUGCCGCUGUCUGGAGUCAGUCAGUCCUGUGUAGCGUCAGCCCCUGACUGUUGGUUGGCUCAGCCGUCACUGGCCCGGAUCUCUUCACUUCAUCACGCUCCUGCAAAGCUCUCUAUGUUUGGACCUUCUCUGUGGCUGGCAUCCAUGCCGCUUCUUCAUCGUGAAACAAAGUAGUUGUGCAUUUUCUAUAUCAUUGUCCUGCAAAGAAUAGGCAAACCGGAUGAGAAAACCGACUGACUGAAUGUAAACUGUUGGUGAUGGAGAGAUCUCAUUCCUCCUUUCAUUUUACAUUUGACAUGAUUAACCUUUGCUGGGGGUACCUGAGGCAAUGUAUGUGUACAUCUAGCAUUUACCAUCAAUAUUUUAAGUUGUCAUACUUCAGACUUUCUAUUUACUGUAAUAAUGGAUCAACUAAUCCCGUACUAAUAGCCUUCCUUUGAACCACAUGUAAUUGCCAAAUAAGUCCACAUCGGGUCAGCACGCCACAGCGUGGAGGUGUGGUGUCAUAUGCAGAGCUGUGUCAAGGCUAACCAAUGUAAGGUCAUGAUCCUGGUAAAAAAAAUGAAUGAAACAAUAAUUAUUUGACCAAAUGCUAAAGUGCCCCACAUGUGAAUGUGAAAUUCUUUUAUUUUUCAUUACAUCUGGGUCUGCUUUUCACAUCCUGAUCUGUUAACAUUAAUGUCCAGUUUGAAAUGAGAUCUUUCUGAAUAGAGAUGACACAAAAUGGAAUUUACUGUUAUGUACAGUGUAUGCCUAUAAAAAUAAAACUUUAACUUUAUACAUUAC
Molecule: messenger RNA, 4285 nt
Organism: Lampris incognitus (smalleye Pacific opah)
Lineage: Eukaryota; Metazoa; Chordata; Actinopteri; Lampriformes; Lampridae
Gene: ezh1
Product: enhancer of zeste 1 polycomb repressive complex 2 subunit
Exons: 20
Coding region: 535-2868 (777 amino acids)
Biological process (GO): chromatin remodeling
Molecular function (GO): histone H3K27 methyltransferase activity; protein binding
Source: RefSeq, a predicted model, not a curated record